Molecule: messenger RNA, 3796 nt
Organism: Oryzias melastigma (Indian medaka)
Lineage: Eukaryota; Metazoa; Chordata; Actinopteri; Beloniformes; Adrianichthyidae
Product: E3 ubiquitin-protein ligase DTX3L
Exons: 4
Coding region: 1948-3051 (367 amino acids)
Biological process (GO): protein ubiquitination; Notch signaling pathway
Molecular function (GO): metal ion binding
Source: RefSeq, a predicted model, not a curated record
GUGAAUGUUUCUGACAAUUGCUCAGAGGGGCUGUAGAUACAAACUAGGAGCCACGCUUACAGCAUCACCAAGUAUGAACGAGAGUGAAUGAAUGAUGGUUUCACAAUGCAAAAGCAUAAUAUUUAGAUUCUCUUGUUUUGUAAAUGAAAACCCAUUUCAAUCUUGUUGAGCAAAUACAUUCACUUCUUACUCAUUAAAGCGAUGACCUCAUUCAGAUUUUUGAGUGUGCAGGUAAUUUAAAGUAUUUAUUCAAGUUAUAAACAAAGUAAACAGGAUAAAGUCACACAUUCACGGGGAGAACAUACAAGUUCCAUGCAGGUUCAGGUCCUACCAGGAUCUGAACCUGAUAUCUUCUCAUUGCAGCAACACUAACCACUUCACCACCAGAACAGCUAACUCUUCCAAAUAAAACAAAAGAACCUUAUUGAUGACCAACUUUUGUCUUUUUGAAUGGGGAACAAACAUUUUUGCACGUUUCCUUCUGGUGUUUCCAAUAAAUGUCACAGCAAAUGACAAUAAUCUGGAUGGUGGAGUACAGUAUUCCUAACGUUCUUCUUCUUUCUAUUAUUUACUGGUGGAUGGAUAUAAGCACAGCUGGGGUCACGUCUGCCCCCUGCAGUACUGGAGUGUCCCCAACAGUCAGCCACACACACCUGGAGCAUGCUCAGUUGACAAUUUGUGAUUAGUUCAGUGAAAACAUUGGCCCAACGAGUUUUUAAGAUGUUUUGAUAGGAUAAAUGAAUCUUGCUUUAUCAACUUUUAAUUGACAUCAUGUCAGGUCAAUAAGUACAUCUUAUUUUGGGACUGCAAACCUAUUUAAAACAUGUUGAGCAGACAUAUUAAUUUCAUGCAUACUGAAAAAUUGCCUGACUCAUAGUUUGCCCUCUCUCGGUGGGUGGAGUGUUCCUGCACCAGGUGGAGGAGUUUAAAUAUCUUGGGGUCGGAAGAACAUGAGAUCGACAGGUGGACUGGAGCGGCGUCUGCCGUUAUGAUGUCACUGUACCAGUCCGUUGUGGUGAUGGGAGUGCUGUGCCAGAAAGAAAAGUUUUCUAUUCACCAGAUGAUCUUUAUUCCAGUACUGACCUAUGGUCAUGAGCUCUGGGUCAUGACCAAAAGAUCCCGACAACAAGCGGCUGAAAUGAGCUUCCUCUGGAGGGAGGGUGGGCGCCCCAGAGAGAGCUCGGAGUAGAGCCGGUUCUCCUCCGCAUCGAGAGGAGCCAGUUGAGGUGACUCAAGCAUCUGGUCCGAAUGCCUCCAGACGUCUCCCUGGAGAGGUGUUACGGACAUGUCCCAUUGACAGGACAUGCGAGGGAGACUAAGUCUCUCGGUUGGCCUUGGAACGCCUCGGAGUCCCCCAGGAGCUGAAGGAAGUGACUGGGAGAGGGAAGUCUGGGCAUCUUUGCUUGGACUGUUUGCCCCCGUGACCCGGUCCUGGAUGAACGGAAGAAGAUAGAUGGAUGGAGCUUGAUGUGCAAAAAAAGUAAUUUUUUUCAGUGGAGAAAAGAAAAGUUAAAAAAUUGAAAGUUAAAUGUCUAAGUAGCUUUGAACUCCUGAUCUCAGUGUGAAUUAUAAACCAUCAUGUUUUUAGACAACCAUCCUGCAGCUGUGACUUUAUUAUAACUUAAUUAGAGCUAAGACUGGUUUAGUGGCUUAUGAGUUGAACCUCCCCAUGUUUACUCAACAGGGGAUUUCAAGUUCCUGCGUGCACAAAAGUUUCACUUUCACUUUCCUGGCUGAUCCUCUAGCGAUUCCGUCUCUCCUUGUUGGUUUCAGCUAAAAGGCCGGACGGAAACUACAGAUUCACAGCCACCACCUGCAGCCGGAAAGCAAGACAGAAACUUUAAAUGAAUGGUGUAUUCUCCACAGAAAUCAUUCUGUUAUGAGAUUAGUAUCGUAAAAUCAACUUCAACACAGAGGAUAACCUAAAUUAAGGCUUGAGUAAAGAGCAUGAAUUCCAUCAGCUCUGACAUAAGCUGUGUCGUCCCAGUGAAUCCUUUCUGGUAUGUGAAUAAUGUCUACAAUGAAGAAUUUAAAAACAUAGAACAAAAAUACAAAGUCCAAAUAAAGGCACAAGUCAAUGUCCAAUUUCUAGCUGAUCAGGAUGUUGGCCGUCCACUUGAUGCCAUGUCUGAGUUCUUAGAGCUAAUUGAUAAGAGCUCCAGUGAAUCCUACUGUUCCCACAUUCCUCUCAAGUUUGUUGAUCCAGAUCAGUGGAGUAAUGCAUUCAGGAACGUCCAGAAAACUGAAAAAAGGCUUCUACUUACUCUGACAUCUGAGGAAAUCAGUGCAUUUGGACCGACCUGCAGUCAGGAUGCAUUCAGCGAUGCAAUAUGUGCAAUGCAGAAACCAACAAGCCUUCUUGAAGAGACAGCUCAGGCUACACCGUCAGACAAGAACUGGAAAGAUUUGCUGAUUGGUUCAAGAACAAGAAUAGAUAAGCUCUGCAGCAAAUACACUGACACCUCAUCUGAUGCUGCCAGCAGCAGUGGAGGCAAAGAAUGCUGUUCCAUAUGUUUACUGCGAUUAAAUAAAAAGAAACGCCUGAAGUGUCAACAUGAGUUUUGUGAAGAAUGCCUACAGCAUGCAUUACAUCAGACUGGGUCCAUAUGUCCUCUCUGCAACCACGUCUUUGAUGUGUUACUGGGAGAUCAGCCAGACGGAAACAUGUCAUGGACUAAAAGUUCAGAUUCUCUCCCUGGAUUCUCAGACUGUGGACACAUCGUUAUCACUUACAACAUACCCAGUGGAGUACAGACGGAAAGGCAUCCUAACCCAGGAAAACCAUUUAAUGGUACUUCCAGAACUGCGUAUCUGCCAGACAACAAAGAAGGCAAUGCGGUUCUGAAACUGUUAAAGAAAGCCUUUGACCAGAGGUUGAUUUUUACAGUUGGUAAUUCAAAAGCAAUCGGUCUAAAAAACCAGGUUGUUUGGAGUGAUAUUUCCCACAAGACCUCUCUGUCAGGAGGCGUACAAAAAUUCGGAUAUCCUGAUUUCAACUAUUUGGAAAGAGUGAAAAAGGAGCUGAAGGUUAAAGGCAUCGAGGAAAGCUGACACCACUGGAAAUUAUUUUGUGCUACAAAAAUUUUUAAAGAUUGAAAAAGUGUUUAAAGAAUAAUAUUUAUCUUUGUGAAAUUUAUAGGAUUCUAAUUUUUUUUUAGCUGUCAUCAAUUCAUGUCUGCAAGCUAAGCAUAAAAAGCUAAACAAAGAGAGUACCUUAACUUUUUGAAUGAUUAGUGACUCAUAAAAUCUACAUGAGAAAUGAAGCACUUUUUAGUUGCAACAUAACAACCAAUACGUAAUAUUUUGCAUGAAAACUGGAGCUGUACAUCCCAGUAAUAUGAACCUGCAGGCCCGGAGACCCAACAACACUCUCAGGACCGCACUCUCAGGACCCUGGCUUUUCUGAGGACUAACAGCAUCCUCAGGAUGAUUUCAGGACUCGUUUCUUGAGACAGCGCCUCCUUGGGUGCUAUUUUAUUGAUUUCUUUUCUACAAUAAAUGUUACUAAAGAUGAAAAUUUGGCAUGUUUCAUGCACCAGUAACUUUUUGGUAAUGACUGAUUAUUUCUAAUGUUUUUCUUACUGAUGAAUUAUACAUUUAUAUUUAACCCUUCAGGUGCCAGGGUUUUUCAGUGCAAAUAUAAUCCAGUACAUGUAGAGGCUUGAAACAUUUGCAUGGUGAAUCCAUACUGAUUUAUCUUUAUUGUUUUAUCUAACUGCUGAUAGAGAAUUGAUUCUGGUAUUUUCUAAGCUCCCGAAAUGUAUCAGACGUUGAGAAUAUUGGGAUCUGAGUUAAU